AUGCGAUACUCAACUAGAAAUCUAUUUCGUUUUGUACGAAAAAUAAUAUUAUGUCCAUUAAUUUAUCAAUUAAACAAUCUAUUCUUUAACAAAGAUUUUUGGCCUAGUUGCGUUCAAUGGAACGAACAACUACAAGAUCAUCUUCAUUUAUCUUUUUCAAAGAAAAUAUUUAUCUUUAUUUUGAAUCGUUUAAAAAUCGAAUUGAAAUCUGUGCAUUUAAAUAUCAUUCAUUUCAUAUUUUCUAUUCAAUGGUUGACAUCGCUAUUUAUUAUUAUUUUCUAUAUAUUUCAAUUUGGAAUUAACACAGAUGAUGAUCAUUUAUUUUGCAUGAAACAUAUCCCUAUGUUCCUCAAAGCACAUGCAUUUAACGUGUUCUUAUGUACAUCGAUCUUUUGUAUUAUUCAUUAUGACAUAUCGCAGAAUCGAAAUAUACUAGAUCAAUAUGGAAUCGAACCCGUUUGCAUUCCCACUAAACUUAUCUCAAAUUCAAAAAAAUUAUGCGUGGUAUGUUAUGAUGAAAAACAUUUCAAUGAGUUUUGUUUCAGCACUAUCAAAAGCGAUUGUCAGCAUUUAAAUCGAACGAUUUGUAAUUCUUGUCUCUUUCAUCAUGUUGAACAAGCAUGUCAAAUUACAUUCACUGAUGAUGUCUAUUGUCCGGAAUUGGGCUGUGAUGUCAAAUUUGAUUACAAUACAGUCAGGGCGAUUCUUUAUUUCAAUCGCGAUAAGAAACUUGUUGAAAGAUAUGAUCGAUUUGUGUUGCAUCGGCAAUUAGAACAAAUGGAUGAAUUUAUUUGGUGUUCAAAUAAAUUAUGUAAUAUUGGACAAUUAAAUGAAGGUGGAAUUUUGAAUAAUAUAGUUACUUGUUUUCAAUGUCAGCAGAAGACAUGCUUUCGGCAUAGAGUCGAAUGGCAUCAAGGAUUAACUUGUGAAGAAUAUGACCAAUUUAUGGAUUUCGAUUAUGAAUGUAGUCGACGAUGGAUUGUCGAGCAUUCUAAAAAAUGUCCUAAUUGUCCAUAUCAAAUAGAGAAAAAUGAUGGAUGUGAUCAUAUGACUUGUAUUAAAUGCCGUCAUGAAUUUUGUUGGGCUUGCUUAGCUGAUUUUCAACCGAUACGACGACAUGGAAAUCAUCGGCAUGACCGAACUUGUAGACAUUAUGUUCCUAACGAAGACUAG
Rotaria socialis is the source of this 1173-nucleotide messenger RNA. The record is from the annotation of a GenBank genome assembly. NCBI's taxonomy places the organism in Eukaryota, Metazoa, Rotifera, Eurotatoria, Philodinida, Philodinidae.